UCUCACAUCAACAUUUCAAUAUCUUUAAAUGCUUCUGACAGCUUCAGAUGUCGUCUCCAGAGAGGCUGCGGGAAGACUUCUCAAGCAGCAGCCUGGAAAACACCACGGCCGCUCAGGACUGGACCCAGGCGUACGAGGCGGUGCGCUGGAUCCAGCUCACCGUGGCUCUGCUCAGUGUUCUGGGCUCAGGAUCCAUCAUCGUCUCUGUGAUGCUGGAGAGACUCAGCCGCCGGACCGAGCUGCAGCCUCUCCUCCUGCUCAGUGUCUCCGACCUGCUGCUCGCUCUCUGCUGGAUCAUCGGUGCGUCGCUCUACUCCAGAAACUACAGCGCACACACACUCUGCUACCACCUGCACACUGUGGCGCAGGUUCUGUACAUGGCGUCCUUCUUCUACACGCUCAACUACGUGUUCAACCUGUACCGAGGGAUCAGAGAGCAGCACGACAGCUGCAGGGACGGAUACGUGCAGUUUUCCAACAGAGUGAGCACUGCUGGUAAGAUCACUGCGGUGCUGUCAGGGCUGUCUCCUGUGCUGCUGAUGACGCCUGUGUUCAUACAAGGAUCCCUCAGCCAAUGUGAAACCAACUUCACCGAGCCCUACAGGUGUCUUCUGAUGCACACCGGAGCGCUGUUCGUCACCUCAGAGCAGCAGCCAAUCAGAGCCUGCCGUCUGCUGCACACCUACCGCAGCGCGCUCUUCCUCGCCUCCUUCGUCCUCACCCUGCUCAGCAUCAUAGUGCUGGUGCCGAAGUCCCGGCGUCUCUACCGGCGCGUGGUGACCUCUGCAGGUUACCUAGGUAACCAGCAGAGGGCGUGCGUCCACCUGAUGGAGCGGCGCAUGCUGCUGUUCCCCCUGGUGUUCCUGCUCUGCUGGGGGCCAGCGGUGUGUCUGGUGUGUGUCCGGAUGGUGAGUCCUGCAGCCGGUCAGGGGGUCGUCCGGGUCGUCCUCUACAUCUCUGAGGCCUUCAGCUCGCCCUCUCAGGGUUUCCUCAACUGUCUUCUGUACGGCUGGACUCAAGCUCGUCUGCGCCGCGGGGGGACGAGCGUCUUCUGUCGAGACGUGGACACCCAGACGCCUCUGCUGAGAUCUCAGAAGAAGAGAAGCUACCAGACCCUGAGAGACCUCUGAGGCAGGAAGUGAGAGUGGAGAGGAUGGUUUCUCUGAGAGGGAAAGCCCGCGGCUCGCAGCGACACCACGCUCCCUCUCAUCCUGAAACACUGAGGCGAGGCAAAGAGGAAGAGGGAGACGCUGGGGGGGAAACACCCACGCAGAAAACAGGAUCUGAAAAAGACCUCACAGGUGCUUCAAACUGUCACCGGACCGCUGUUUCAGACCCUCUGACACACAAGGCCACUUUAUUUAUAGAGCACCUUUCAACACGAGGCAUUCAAAGGGCUUUAGAAAAGUGAAAGACAAAUGCAUCAUUCAUCUCUUCUCUUUUCUGAGAUGAAUGUAUGUGUAUGCAUGGUCCUUGUUGAAAUACAUACAUAUAAAGACAUUAAGAGCAUAAAACCAUUAAAUCGUGAAUACAUGAAAGGUACAGUGCAGUGUGAGAUGUGAGAUGUGAAUAGUUCAGUUAAAAGCAAAAAGCAAAGUCUUCAGCCUGGAUUUCAAAGCAGUCGGAGUCUCAGCCGAACGGCAGGUUUCUGAGAGUUUGUUCCAGAGAUUUGGAAAUAUCUCAAAUCAGAUUCUCCCAUUCCUCUAGCCCUAGUCUUCCUGUGAAAUUAGAGUUAUUUUGACGCUUUUCUAACCUUUUUAGAGAGAGAUCAAAACAAAGCGGUAACUCUGCAGUCUGUAAACAGGGCAACACAAACAGAGAAUAUUCUAUUCAAAGAUUCAAAGGUUUUAUUGUCAUAUGAACAUAAGCUCCAGUUUAGAAAUGGCAAUGAAACUCUUCUGACCUGAGCUCCUCCAAACAACGCAACAUGUAUAAUCAAAAACAAAGUCCAUGUACAUGUCAAUAUGUGGAGUUAGUAAUAGUUUUAGUAAACAAACACAAGGCAGCUUUACGUCCACGGCACAUUUCAACAACAAGAGCUCUUUCAAAAAGCUCCAACAUAGAAAGCAGAAGUCAGUCUGUUGGAGGAGAAACAGGCUCGUGUGUUUCCCGAGAGACGGACUCAUCGUUUUUUACAUUUUGCAAAUAAAAAAUAUCUGAAAAAUC
Molecule: messenger RNA, 2166 nt
Organism: Trematomus bernacchii (emerald rockcod)
Lineage: Eukaryota; Metazoa; Chordata; Actinopteri; Perciformes; Nototheniidae
Gene: tmem116
Product: transmembrane protein 116
Biological process (GO): adenylate cyclase-activating G protein-coupled receptor signaling pathway
Cellular component (GO): plasma membrane
Molecular function (GO): G protein-coupled receptor activity
Source: RefSeq, a predicted model, not a curated record